UACAAUGGCUUCUUUCGAUUUAUCCGUAAUGAAUGAAGUUUUGAGUUACGUGGAACGUGGGGUUACGAGUAAGGAGAGUUUUUUGUUGCUGAAGUUAUCUGAAAUUGAGGAAGCUGAACGUGAAUCUUUCGCGAGAGGAGAGAGGGGAGUGCGUGUGGUUGUAUCUUCGUGGGAGGACGCCGAACUAAGGGAGGGAACAGGGCCUUGGCCUCUUAUGACCUCCAGAUGUUAUCCCGAGAGUGCCCCUUAUGAUGAUGCUGUAUGGCAUCAGGAGUAUAGGUGGUCUUGGGAGUUCAAAAAAUAUGAGUCCCGUUAUUAUUGGGCUCCGGAUACGUACAAGACUCCCACUUCCACUUCUGUGUCCAAAGAAGAAUUGAUGGAGGAAAUUAUAGGUAUUUUGGGCGUCAACGCUUGUUGUAGGAGCUAUAUGUUUUUACCUAAUGAUCCUCCUAGGCUUGGGUUUCGCCCCAAAAACUCUGCGUUAGAGCUCGUUUUCGUGCAACGUUAUAAAUUGGAGUGGGAGGAAAUGAUAUUGGUCUCGAAAGCUUGGGAUGUGCGCUGGAAUCUUCCAGUCCAGAGUGUCUGGUAUCCCUGCUAGCUUGUAGCAUGUUUUCAUUAUAUAUUGAAUAUUUUAUACUGGUG
Leptopilina heterotoma is the source of this 642-nucleotide messenger RNA. RefSeq lists its product as uncharacterized. Bases 5 to 598 code for a protein of 197 amino acids. The record is from RefSeq and is a predicted model, not a curated record. The transcript has 4 exons. NCBI's taxonomy places the organism in Eukaryota, Metazoa, Arthropoda, Insecta, Hymenoptera, Figitidae.